AGGUCUCGAAGUCCGACAAGGCGGUCGCGAGCCUUCCGUUCCCGCCCAAGUCGUUCUUUGCGCCGUCCAGCGACAAGCGCAAGUCACAACUGGACGCGUUCAUGACGCAGUUGGCGCCAUUGGCGCUCUCCGAGAAGGGCCAGCAGCUCCUCGAUGGUCUCCUCCACAUUGCCAAGCAUGUGACGGCCCACGAAGAAGAGGAAAAGAAGGCUGUCGCGGCCAAUCCCGAAGAAGAGGAAGAGGAGGAAGAUGCGAUCGAUGAGGUCAGCAGCAACCAAGACACGCACGACGACGACGUGCCUGUCGACAACAACAAGGAUGCCGAUGAAGAAGACGCUGUCGACCCCGUCAAGGAAGGCGAUGCGACGGUGGACGGCGUCGCCGCCGUGCAGUCGGCGGAAGCGGCCGUCAACAUGAUCUCCAAGAUCUGCCUCAACUUUGAAGCCAAGAAGGCCCAAAAAAUCGAAGCGGAAGCCACCUCGACUGUCGUCACCGAGACGCCAGCGGCUGUCGAAGUCGCCGAGCCCGUAACGACCCCCGUUGUCCAAGAGCCAGUCCCUGUCACGGAGAUUGCCGCUGAGGCUGUCGCGACUCCCAUCAUCAAAGCCCCCAUCGUCGUUGAAGCCCCCGUCGUCGUUGAAGCUCCUGCUGCCGUGGAGAUCGCGGUUGAGGAGGCUGCCACUGUUGAAGCCGUCGUCCCAGCCCCCGAGGUGGAAGAAGCGCCUGUCCAGGUGGCCGUCGCGCCCAUCCAGGUCAGUAGCCAGAUCGCCAAGAAGGAAACCAAGUCGAGCCCCGUCCGUGUCGAGAUUGUGACACCCGACCAAAUUUUGUCCCCGGCGCUUGUGACCAAGGCACGACCGACCUUCCACAGCAUUGACGCCAGCACGACCGACGACGAUGAGAUGUACGCGGCUAAGAAGGCGAUGAGCGAGGACCAGAAGAAGCGCCGGAACCGCCGCCGCGCGCAGAAGCGGAAGAAGGCCAAGAAAGGCGCGUCUGGCUCGUCCGGCUCGGACACGGCCCAGCCCGUGUCGCCGUGAACCUUCUCUCUCUGUGCUAGCUCCUCGACUAUGAACCCCAUUUGUACCACCACAACAAAUACAUAAAUAUUAAUGCGUGCCAUGUCAAUGGACGACGUUGUCGUG
Molecule: messenger RNA, 1145 nt
Organism: Saprolegnia parasitica CBS 223.65
Lineage: Eukaryota; Oomycota; Saprolegniomycetes; Saprolegniales; Saprolegniaceae
Exons: 1
Coding region: 102-1040 (312 amino acids)
Source: RefSeq, a predicted model, not a curated record